UGGGCGCGGGGCGAGCGGAGGCUGCUCGCGCGGGACUGCCGCGGCGGGGAGGGGCUCUUCGGGGCGUGCCUGCUGCCUCUGUGGACCUCACAGCCCUGCCGGAGAGCGCGUCGGCCCCCGCGAACCCCCAGCAGCACCUCGGAAAGGCCGUUCCUCCCCGCGAGGGAAACAGCCGUUGACUAUGGUUGCAACCGGCAGUUUGAGCAGUAAGAACCCGGCCAGCAUUUCAGAGUUGCUGGACCAUGGCUACCACCCGGGGAGCCUGCUGAGUGAUUUUGACUACUGGGAUUAUGUUGUUCCUGAGCCCAACCUCAACGAGGCGAUAUUUGAGGAGACAACCUGCCAGAAUUUGGUUAAAAUGCUGGAGAACUGUCUGUCCAAAUCAAAGCAAACCAAACUCGGCUGCUCCAAGGUCCUUGUCCCCGAGAAACUGACACAGAGAAUUGCUCAAGAUGUCCUUAGGCUCUCUUCCACGGAGCCCUGUGGUCUCCGAGGUUGUGUUAUCCAUGUGAACUUGGAAGUUGAAAGUGUGUGUAAAAAGCUGGAUAGGAUUGUGUGUGAUUCUAGUGUGGUGCCCACUUUCGAGCUGACUCUUGUGUUUAAGCAGGAGAAUUGCUCGUGGACUAGCUUCAGGGACUUCUUCUUCAGCAGAGGUCGGUUCUCAUCCGGCAUUAGGCGAACGCUGAUCCUCAGCUCAGGAUUUCGACUUGUUAAGAAAAAGCUGUACUCAGUGAUUGGAACGACAGUCAUUGAAGAGUACUAACAAGGAAUUGUUUUAAAGGGGCUUUAUGAUUGGGUAAUAAAAUUAUGCAACUAUUAAGUUAAAGUCACUUAUAGUGUCCCCUGCCGCAGAAGUAAGCCAUGCUCUUUCUGUUGUACACACUCAUAGCAAUCCAGGGUUGAUUUUGUAGCUUUUGAGAAGUGACCCAAGAAAGGGUGCAUCUUCUGAAUAUAUCACAUUUCUCUGCAAUGGAAUAAGGAAGGGAAAGAAGCAAACCAUUUCAAUUUCACAUUGGAUUCUGCCACCUGUUCCAGGUAGCCUUGCUAAUAGACUGUAGAAACCAGAUUUGCCUAGUUUGGUUUUCAAAUUUUUUUUUCCUCUAAGUUCUCAAAGUCAUCCUGUCAAUCACAGAAUCUUGCAAAAUGAUGCUUUGCCCAUCAGGACUUCCCAAAGCCUACACUGCCCAUUUCCUGGUAAUUUGCUACUCAAAUUUGAAAGGAUCUUAUGCAGGAGGGUAGACUUAAGUGGGUGAGCUGAACUAAAAUGUAACCUAGGUGAAAGUGGGUAAGAAGUGUCACAGUGACAACAGAAUUGCUUCACUGAUGGUGUCCUCCGCACACCUCUGUUUUAAAGAGGCAAUAGAAGCUUGAACUGCCAUCUUUGCAACUAUGGUAUUGUUUAAAUGACUUUAUGGUACGGAUCAGCUCAGUUUCCUAGUUCCCAGGUGUUGAAUGUUGUCUUUAGAAAAAUGACCAAUGUUGAACUCUUGUUUACUCUUCCAUUGGGUGAAUGAUGACUGCCUAUAGGGAUGGGAACGAAGCUCUCAGACCCAAUCCCUCUCUCAUUCAUUGGGUACUACAGCUUCUUUUCAAUGUUAUUCAUGUUGAAUCUCAGAUGAACCAUCCUACUGUACCAGUGUUGUCUCAUCUCUGGCCCUGGCCCUUCUCUAAGAAUUGUAGUCUCUCUUUGAAGGAUUUAGCUGCACUUUUAAUUAUCAAGAUGGAAUAUUGACAAAGUCUAUUUUGCCUUCUUUUUGUUUUUUUAUGGCACAAACUAGAGAAUGAAAAUCGUGGUCCAGAGAACCAGUGCACACACCCAGCUAUCUUCCAUCUUGAAUACCAGUCCCUAAGGAAUUACAAGGCCCUUUUUUAAAAAUUAUUAUUUUAUUUUUGUCUUACUCCAAAUAACUAGAUGCUUAUCCAUUUCUUCUCCAUGUUAAUGAGAGAUUUCAGCCUCUAUAUGCCAGUGUUCAAUUCAGCAAGGCUUUCACAUACUUGCUGUGGGUGACGGAUCAGGAGCUGAUUCAGGUCCCCUGCCCAAACCACGAGCAACACAUCACAUGUUACUAUGGUGGGGACCGAUGUCGACAUCCUGGUGUUAUUCUAAAACAGUGUGAUCCUUGCUGUUCCUAGAAGUGACCUAAAAUGUCACUGUUCAAAUUAGCAACUGUGCUGACAAACUGAACUCUUGCAAGGCUUGGAAAGCUACCCCGAAACCAGCCUUUAUAGGAUAGGGACAGGAUACAUCGAUGUUGCUGGCACGUCUUACUGUUUAGGGCUUGAAAGGUCCCUGUGUUUCUGUGCUUUCAAGUCACCACCACUGACUACCGACAAAGCUUCUUGGGCUUGGGUGUAGAACUGUUGUCCUCGUCCCACUAACAGGUGCCUGUGACUCUCUCACGGAUUAUACAUGCUUACAAAAUGGUGAUGCCUGA
Lepus europaeus (European hare) is the source of this 2435-nucleotide messenger RNA. RefSeq names its product DNA damage inducible transcript 4 like (gene DDIT4L). The transcript is spliced from 3 exons. The coding region runs from base 182 to 763 and encodes 193 amino acids. Gene Ontology annotation, biological process: negative regulation of signal transduction. Lineage: Eukaryota; Metazoa; Chordata; Mammalia; Lagomorpha; Leporidae. The record is from RefSeq and is a predicted model, not a curated record. Gene Ontology annotation, cellular component: cytoplasm.